This is a messenger RNA of Encephalitozoon intestinalis ATCC 50506, 717 nucleotides long. RefSeq lists its product as uncharacterized. The record is from RefSeq and is a predicted model, not a curated record. The transcript has a single exon. The coding region runs from base 1 to 717 and encodes 238 amino acids. Lineage: Eukaryota; Fungi; Microsporidia; Unikaryonidae.
AUGGAGAGGCCGUCGGAUAAGCCUGAAGGGGCUGAUUGUGGAAUGGGAGGGUUGAAUGGAGGCGGGGCCCUGGAAAAGGGGGAAUUGGUUGGAUUGGAGAGCAAAGGGUCCUCGCCAGUGAAGAAGUCCCUUGAGGGCCAGAGUAUGGAAAGGACAAAAGGAGUUCGUGGGCCUUACCGAAAGACACGGGGGAUUGACGGGGGAGGAUAUGGACACUUGUACGGCAAUCUGUAUGAACAGGCACAGGCACGGAGACAGAAGGUUCUUGGGUUCCUGCAGAAGGAUCUGUUCCAGAUUGGGAGGCCUGAUCUGAGGAGAUUCAUGAAUCUCAACCAUGCUUACGAGUGUCUUCUUCCAUAUCAUAUAUUUGGGUUUGACCUGUAUGAAGACAUGCUGUUUAUGAAUAGCAAAGAGGUGGAUGGAAUCUCGAUGGAGAUAGACGAGAUGAUGGGACUACUCAAGGAGAUAACAGUUCUUGAGAACAGGCCCCUAGCAACUGAGGAUACACUGGUUUGCGAGCUGCUUUUGUAUUAUCAGCAAAGAUACAUAAAUUCUGUCUAUGGGGACGGAAGAAAACAAAGAGCUCAGAAAAGAUACAGACAACAGCUGAGUAAGAGAAACACCAUAUUUAGACUGAAAAUAGGGCUCAGGCCACAGAAAGGAAACGAUGUUGAUAUAAGAAACGGAAAGCUGUACUUCAAGAAAAGUAGGGGAUAA